Elaeis guineensis (African oil palm) is the source of this 1328-nucleotide messenger RNA. RefSeq names its product rac-like GTP-binding protein 3. NCBI's taxonomy places the organism in Eukaryota, Viridiplantae, Streptophyta, Magnoliopsida, Arecales, Arecaceae. Gene Ontology annotation, molecular function: GTP binding; GTPase activity. The record is from RefSeq and is a predicted model, not a curated record. Gene Ontology annotation, biological process: small GTPase-mediated signal transduction.
CCGAGGCCAAUGCGAGCCACGGCCAAACAGAAACGAGGACUCUCCUCCCUCCCACUUUUUGGACUCAUUGGUUGGGGGGGGGGAGCAGAGAGGUGCAUAAGAGAGAGAACCCAUCUCUAUCUCUCUAUUGCCAGCAAAAUAAAAGCUAUGGGCAGUGAGAAUCAUGUGAUCUAACACUCUCCUCCCCUUUUCAAAAGCGGCAUCCCCCCACCCCUUCCUCUUUACUCCUCUCUCUCUUUAUCUCAUUCCUUUUCACUUUGUCCUCCCCUUCCUCCUCCCUCCCCAUCCUUCUCUUCCUCCUUUCCUUCUUGGGUUUUAAGCAAAGAUGUCUUCCAGUGCUUCCCGGUUCAUCAAAUGCGUCACCGUUGGCGACGGCGCCGUCGGGAAGACCUGCAUGCUUAUCUGCUACACCAGCAACAAGUUCCCGACUGACUACAUUCCGACGGUGUUCGAUAACUUCAGCGCCAAUGUUGUUGUUGAUGGAACCACUGUGAAUUUAGGCCUCUGGGACACAGCGGGGCAAGAGGAUUACAAUAGAUUGAGGCCUCUGAGUUACCGAGGGGCGGACGUCUUUGUGCUGGCUUUCUCGCUGGUGAGCCGAGCGAGCUAUGAAAAUGUUCUGAAGAAGUGGAUACCUGAGCUUCAGCAUUAUGCGCCUGGAGUCCCUGUGGUGUUGGUCGGCACCAAAUUAGAUCUUCGUGAAGAUAAGCAUUAUCUGUCAGACCAUCCUGGCAUGAUACCUGUUACUACUGCUCAGGGAGAGGAACUCCGUAAGCAAAUAGGUGCUGCAAAUUAUAUAGAGUGUAGCUCAAAAACUCAACAGAAUGUUAAAGCAGUGUUUGAUUCUGCCAUCAAGGUAGUUAUUCAGCCUCCACAAAAACAGAAGGAAAAGAAGAAGAAAAAGCCACGACGUGGAUGUUCACUAUUGAAUAUACUUUGUGGGAGGAAACUUGUGUGCUUUAAAUAAAGGGCACUCCAAGUAGCACAUAGUAGAGUUCCCUCACAGAUGAUACUAUGCUGACGUCUGGCCCAAGAGUGCAUCAGGUUUGGGUUCAUGGUGCAGUUGCUCUUGGGAUCUGUAUAGUGUCUACCAGCUGUAUCAGAAAGUAAACGAAUCAGUUUGUUCAUAGUGAAACAAGAAAAUAAGUGUUCUUUUAUGGACAGAGUAUGUUUUUUCUUAGUGUCAUUUUCAUUUAAUGUCAACUUUGUUUGAUUCAGGAAGCUUCCCCAGGUCCAUUAAAUGAUAAGUCUGUUGUUUAGUAAUUGUCACAUUGCAAUAGUGUAAAAAUGUCGGGAAUUAACAAGAAGCUGCCUCUGCUUUGCCAUGU